AUGGCACGCGCGGAGGCUGCACGACGUGCUGAGUAUACUGUAUGGGAUACGACGCCAGCAUCAUUUGACACGUCUCGACCUUCUCCGCCGUCCGUAUCAGCACAAACGCCUCCGCCGAUGGUGUUUCAGUGCAAAGAAUGCCUGCACAUUGUAGGCGACUCAUCUGCUUGGGUGAUGGCGCACAAGGAUCUAUCAAUGAUUGUGCUGCGAGAGAGUACUAAUGCUGUAACCAUCGACGAGCGCCAUACAACACAGGAAGCUAUAGCUGCGUCAGAUGGACUCUGCACUUAUACACCCCUCGUCUGUGCUCAUUGUGGACAUAUGCUUGGUCGUAAAUAUAAAUAUACCCCGCCACGCCUGAAUGACCUGCGCGGCCACUUUGCUUUUUAUCACAAUGCGCUUUUUGUCUACCAACUUGGGCUGUCGAGCACAAAGCGAGAGCCCUUCGAGUCUCCACGUCCUAUUUCGCCUGCUAUGGCCAAGGAUGCAGGACCAAUACCAGCGCACCAGCCUUCAGGGGGUCUACCAGCCGAUACGCUUCCUCAUCGCUCUGACGAAGAAAUGGAAAAGAUCCGGACCCUUCUUAUGGUCAUGGGCGAGCGCCUUAUGCGUGUUGAGCAAUACCUCCAACUCCCUUCAUCUACGACGGAUGCAACGACAAAAGUGUCCUCCUCCUCCUAUCCAACGUUUACGAAGAAAACACCGACGCCCAUGUAA
Molecule: messenger RNA, 717 nt
Organism: Malassezia pachydermatis
Lineage: Eukaryota; Fungi; Basidiomycota; Malasseziomycetes; Malasseziales; Malasseziaceae
Exons: 2
Coding region: 1-717 (238 amino acids)
Biological process (GO): chromosome segregation; CENP-A containing chromatin assembly
Cellular component (GO): chromosome, centromeric region; chromatin; nucleus
Source: RefSeq, a predicted model, not a curated record